Messenger RNA from Betta splendens (Siamese fighting fish), 881 nucleotides. RefSeq names its product SPC24 component of NDC80 kinetochore complex (gene spc24). NCBI's taxonomy places the organism in Eukaryota, Metazoa, Chordata, Actinopteri, Anabantiformes, Osphronemidae. The transcript has 6 exons. The coding region runs from base 172 to 768 and encodes 198 amino acids. The record is from RefSeq and is a predicted model, not a curated record.
UCUCGAUAAAAAGAAGGUAUUAGGCAACUCCAUAGACAAGCCCAGUAGGUGGCGGUAGAGGGCAAGUUAUAGACUGCAAGCUGCUAAUAAAACGAAGAAGAAGAGGAGACAAGGCGCGCUCCGGAGUAAAUUUCAAAUUCUAGAAAGAACGCAGCCUCAACCGUCCUUACAAUGAGUGUGGGUGAGUUUAAAUUCUUGGAGAAGACUGGGGAGGAAUUGGUGGCUUUGGUCAACAGCGCCAAAAUGGAGAAUCUGAUAAAAAUCAAAGACGAGCUUCUUGUGCUUUGUGACCAGCACUUGGAUGCGAAGAAGGUUGUGACACAGAUAAUAAAAGCGGAGACUGAGAUUGCAGAGAGUGUUGGCCAGAAAGUACUGGACAUGGAGGAGGAGAAGCAGCAACGGGAGCGAGAUCUGGAGAGCCUGGAGGAGCAGCUGAGGCAGGUCACAGCCAAGGGCCAGAUGGCUGACUCAGAGUUACAGUUUCUAAAGAGAGAACUAGAAAGUCUGAGAAACCGUGAGAACGAGCUGGAGACUCUUCAGAAAGAGGUGGAUGAAGACACCACAGAGAUUAUACCUUCAGCAGUGUAUGUGGCUCAGUUGUAUCAUGUCAUAACCAAGAUCAAGUGGGAAUAUGACGGACCACCACACAUUAUAAAAGGAGUACACUAUGGAACAGAUCUGGCCACUCCCAUCAACAUAGACACUUCAGGGGAGUCGAAAAGCGCCGUGAGUGACAAGCUGUGGAGCUUUGUCAGCACUGAAUGGUAGACGGAGGUGGUGUUGGUUCCUUACCUGUGUUAUUAAAUUGUUUGCAAAAUGUUAAAUUGUGAUUAAAUAAAUGAUCUUAAUGAGCUUAACUAAAUAAGUUAUGGUGGAUCAGA